Messenger RNA from Lepisosteus oculatus (spotted gar), 2659 nucleotides. RefSeq names its product aryl hydrocarbon receptor interacting protein-like 1 (gene aipl1). NCBI's taxonomy places the organism in Eukaryota, Metazoa, Chordata, Actinopteri, Semionotiformes, Lepisosteidae. The record is from RefSeq and is a predicted model, not a curated record. Gene Ontology annotation, molecular function: protein binding; peptidyl-prolyl cis-trans isomerase activity.
CGGACUGAGAAGCCGGUUUGAAGGGAGUUGGGCUGUAGACACGGGAGGUGGCGAUCUGAGUAGGACUUAAAGAAUGAAAAGUGGGAUUGGAGCUGGGUCUCUCUGAAUCGAAAUAGUGGGAUUACAAUUAGGGCGGAAACGAAAGAGAAAAAAACCGACAGUAUAUAUAUCCAUAAAAGUUUUCUUUCUUGGCGAAAGAGUCUGUAGUCGAGGUUGUUACGUCUGAACUGUCCGAGUUGACUGAGGGUUGAGGUGGGGCUGCCAUUAGACAACACGGGCUUUGAUUGAUCGUGUUCCGCUGUUCACUAGUGAAUCAGCCUUUUUUUUACCAAAUCUGGAACAAAGGCUUUUUUUGAGAGAAAAUGUCCGGUUUGAUGUUAUAAGUGAUGAUAGCGAUCUAUAGAAGCAGAAGCCUUCGUCAAAGAUUUGAUUACACAACACUGAGUGGUGUUGCAAAGUUAGUUUGCUAGUGAAUUUUCGCCUAAAAGCAGGGCUUUUUUUUUUUCUUCUUCCAAGUGGUCAGGCUUGUUCACAUUGAGUUGUACGAGAUCAUUUCGAUAUAAGGUGUAAGGGAGGUCUUACCGAUUUAAGAAAUAAAAAAAAGUUCGAUUUAUGUAAGUAAUGGAAUUUUAAAAUAUAAUGGGUACCUAUAUUUCGUGUUGGUCGUUUCGUGUGGGGUAAUGUUUUAGAAAGACCCUCUUUCUCUCCUGGAGAAAUGUCCGUGACUCACGAUACAGGAUGUCUGGAUGAUGGAGCCGAUCUCCAAGCCUUUAAUAAAAAGAGGGGGAGAGAGAAACGCCAACUCUGGGUUGCGGAACGACAAAGAUUUAUUUGGACUUCAAUGGAAAAGACCAGCCUGAUGUUUUGAAGCCUGCCAUCUGAAAAAGCCCAGAGCUGCAGCGCCCUGUUGUAUCGGAGCAAACAGUCAGGAAUUCCUCCGGAUUGCAGCAGACGAAGGCAAUAACUCAGCAAUGCGCUCGCAGGCCCGGACAGCUCCCGCCCGCGGCAGCCCUGCUAUUCCAGCCAUUCCGUGCAGAUCCUGACACCUGCGCUCUGCCGCUGUCUGCCUGCUCCUGUUUUUGUACGCAGUGAGCGCAGACAAGGAACACGGGCAGCUAUAAAAGCCCCCAAAUGAUGUUCUGCCUUCAGUCCCAGAGGAUCGAAAGCUGGGCCCACAGAGCCACGGACAAGAUCGCACCAGCCCGUCCAGGAUGGACCAGACCAUGCUGCUCAACGUUGAAGGAGUGAAGAAGACUAUUCUACACGGAGGAUCCUCCGAGCUGCCCAAAUUCAUCACUGGGACAAAGGUGACCUUCCAUUUCCGAACCCUGCUGUGUGACGAUGACCGGACAGUGCUGGACGACAGUAAGAAGGUGGGGGUGCCCAUGGAGAUAGUGAUUGGGAACAUGUUCAAGCUGGAAAUCUGGGAGACCCUCAUUACCUCCAUGAGGACAGAGGAAGUGGCUGAGUUCUGGUGUGACGUCAUUCACACAGGUCUGUACCCCAUUGUUGCCAAGAGCCUGCGACGCAUUGCAGAAGGGAAGGACCCUGUAGACUGGCACAUCCACACUUGUGGCAUGGCCAACAUGUUCGCCUACCACAGCUUGGGCUACCCAGAUCUGGACGAGCUGCAGAAGGAGCCCCAGCCCCUGAUAUUUGUCUUGGAGCUGGUCAAGGUGGAGCAGCCCAGUGAGUACAACAGAGAGUCCUGGGCUCUGAAUGACGAGGAGAGGCUGAAGGCGGUACCCCUUCUCCAUGGACAGGGGAACAAGCUCUUCAAACAGGGACGAUAUGAGGACGCAACCAACAAGUACAAAGAAGCUAUCAUCUGCCUCAGAAAUAUACAGACCAAGGAGAAAGGUUGGGAGGCACCCUGGCUGAAGCUGGAAAAGAUGGCCAACACACUCAUUCUCAACUACUGCCAGUGCCUGCUCCGCAUGGAGGAGUACUAUGAGGUGCUGGAGCACACGACUGACAUCAUCAACCAUCACCCGGGGGUGAAGAAAGCCUACUACAUCCGGGCUAAGGCACACGUGGAGGUGUGGAACGAGCAGGAGGCCAAGGCUGACUUCCAGAAGGUCCUGGAUCUAGACCCCAGCAUGGCGAAGACAGUGAGGAAGGAGCUGAUGAUCCUGCACAUGCGGAUGGAGGAGAAGAGGGAGGAGGACAGACUCAAGUACAAAGGCAUGUUCUGAACCACAGCAACGAAGCUGCACGGCCCUUUCAAGGCAUCAGGCUGGCUCCAGGGCCCGCUUCUGCCUAAUGUAAAUGAUCGAAAAGGAACGCCGCCUUUUACACAAACACUGUCGACCACUUUGGCUUCACUGAUCUUCUGACUGUUCAUAACAGUGUCAGAUGUUUUACCAGAUGACGACAGUAUUAAAAUAGAUCCUGAAUAAGGGCAUGCACAAAGAAAAUAAAUCCAUACAGUAAAAAAAAAAAACAUUGCGUAUUUUUUCUCAUCUCUUGGAAUAUCAGAUAUGUGCAAGAUUCUGUGUUUAGCUCAUACAGUAAAUGUGUUCUUUCUGUUGGUCCAAGUCAGUGCCACAUCAGUUACAACCAUCAGUACAGACAUCGCCAUAUACUGUACACAUUUCCAGGCACCUGUGCUUCAGCCUGUUCCAAGGGACUUUCCUCUGCUCUGCUGGGACAUUAUUGU